Molecule: messenger RNA, 3451 nt
Organism: Anneissia japonica
Lineage: Eukaryota; Metazoa; Echinodermata; Crinoidea; Comatulida; Comatulidae
Exons: 6
Coding region: 131-1660 (509 amino acids)
Source: RefSeq, a predicted model, not a curated record
GCAUUGUUUUGAUUACCAAGGUCAAAGUUUACGCACACCCAAAACAUGGACUCGUCGAUAUUGUAAAGCGUGCUUCUUCUUGAGUGGGAAAUUGAGGCAUAAAGUUACAACUUUCAAUUCUACCACCACUAUGAAUCAGUCUAGCUUAUUACACUCGUCGGCGCUUUAUAGAGGCAUUUUGAAAGCACGUAGAAGUCAACGUAAGGCAAUAAUCGCCGCCCUAGGCCUCCAGCACAAGUUACAAACUUCGCCUGAAAGGUUUGUUGACAAGCGCCGAUGCAGUACAACUCGGGACCGAGUACCACUAGGCCUAGGCCUAAACCAGGUUCGGACAGUGCAGAAUGGGCUGUGCCUAGGCCUGGUUAACAACCGCGAAAUUAAGGCUACAGAACUGUUAGCUUCUCGCAUUGCUGUGCACCGACAAACAACUGGAAAACUACAAGUAGAACCAGUCUUUGCUUGCCAUGGUCUGGAAUUCCUUGUAGAGCAGGCGCAGCAGCAGCAACUAUUGAGUAGAAAUCGGUCCAGUAGACGAUCAGAAUCUCUACACAAAGAUAUCCGCACCACCUCGCUCAUGUGUCUCACAGAUGGCAUGCACAACAUCUACCCAGCUCAUCUGUGGAAGGAACAAAAUGAUGGAACAAUGGAAAAAGGGAGGGAUAUCAAAGAACUUCCAGCAGUUUUCAUGAUAGAGGAGAGCCAAAUUAAUGCUCUGUUAACAGUAAUUUCUUCAAAUUUCGUAGAAUUUCAGUUGAAAGACAAAUUAUUGAAGUUGGUUAAUGAGAUCCUUCAUGUCGAUCGGCUGAUGCGCAUGAUCGCAAAACCCCACAAUAGAAGUGCAGAUGAUAUAACCUGUAAUGGGAAUAGUAAUUGCGAGAGCGGAAAUGAACUUGGAAUGGAUGAUAAAAAUGACUCUGAUUAUCAUGUCACUCAAGACCAAUCGAGAAUCAAUGACAUCAUCCAGGAAGAAUGGCGUGAGAAUGACAUCAAGAACUGUGGUUACUGGUAUAAUCAUGUUGAUAAUGCGAGACUAAAGAGUGUGCCCCCUAUAGGGCAUGUUUACUUCCGUAGGGGUGUUCCACACCUUACCUCAAAGGAUAUUAAAACUCAAGAUAAAGCAUUGAAUGAUAAACGUCCUAGUAGCGAACAACUACAUCUGAUGUUGGAAAAGCUUACAGAAGAGAUGCCCAGUUUCUUUGAAAAGCAUCAUGACUUUAGCAUUUAUUCAUCAGAUAUAUUAUUUGAAAACAAGAUCUUUCGUCUAAAAACAAGAGGUCUCAUGCCUUACAAAGGGAGCAUCCAAUCUAUGAAAUACUCAAGUUUUGUUUAUUUUGCUGAUGUGCAAAUGGAAGUGUUGAAGAUCACCCUCCAACAGGAGCAUGACAAUAUCCAGGUGCGCUGGCGGGUCAAAGGCGUACCUGUACAUUCUCAUUACGUUAAUAAAAUUUUGCGGAGGAAGUCAAAGUACAGGUACAUAGAUGCAUUUUCAACAUUUUACAUAGGACAGGAUGGUUUAAUUUACCGGCAUGUGCUUGAUAAGGUAAUGCCUAGUCCUGAGGAGAAAGCACAGGCCAUGAGCUGGGUACAGCGACUAGCUCUGAGUUUAGGUCUAGUAAGGUCGCCCUCUCUAGCAGGAGAUUGGAACAGUAAUACUAAGUGACCUUCUGCAGACAGAUACCCGUUCAAUAGGUCAUAAGGUUACAUCAUAUAAAUCCCAAUCUCAUUAUCUUUCCAUGACAUAGCACUAAGGUAACAUUAAUUACAAAAAUAUAUUAUUUAAUACUGGUAAUUCAUAGAGUGCAAUUAAUUCAGGGCUAUUAGUUGGUGAUUGUUAACAAUUUGCAUAAUAUACUCCGUUAAGUAUCAAUUUUAUUCUCAAUAAAGUAGAUAAAACAGUUCCAGAAUCCUAGAAACAAAAGCAGUAAGGAGCUAUUGUAAUAAUGAAAAUUCCAUAGAAAAGGGAUUGUGUACUUCCCAUGAUAGAUCAUUGUGCUAAGCCUGCCCCAGUGUAGAGGAUACCCAACUCUUUGUGAGCAUAUACUAUAAUGGUGCAGCUAUUAGUCAUUUCAUUGGUGUUCAACAAGUACGCACCCAUCCUGAUAUGUAUGUAUUACAUGAUUCUAUAUGUUGAUGUGCACGUAAUAGCAGUUCUGAAUGUAUCUGGUCAACAACAGCAGAAGUAAAUGCAAAUUGAGUGACUAGUGAACAAAAUUGAACACCCUAAAUAAUGAUUUUUAAGCUUCUAUAGUUUUAUGAGACAAAUACCUGCGAUUUGCAAUAUGGGUGUGAUAUGACAACAUCAUGCCAAAUAAUUGAAGAAAUCACACAGAAUUUUCAAAUAAAAUUUUACCUACACUGAAAUACACACAUAUUACAAUCUAAUUAAAUAUAUACUAUGUAGAAAAGGAAGAGGUAGGAGAAUAACCCCAUAAUUUGCUGCGCCAUUGUGCUGAAUUGCGUAUACAGGUGGGCUUGGUCGGUGAUUACUAUAGCAGCUGUAAAAGUGGUGCUUAGUAACUUCAUAUCAUUCCAUGACAGGGCCUGAAAUGAAUCAUAACAUCGGGGAAAGACCAUUCUCUCCUGAAAUAUGGAAUUUUAAGUCCUUAUCCGAACUUGGUUCUACUAGCUGAACCCUGGGCAAUGAGAAACAGUGCUGAUGUUAGGGCUGUAGUUAGCGAUGCCUCGGACUUUUUUUUCUCAGCCACUCAACUUGCCCAAAAUUGCUUUCAGUUUUUAAAGUACAGUAAAAUAAUUGUUCAAAUGAUGAAAAUUUUAAAUAUUGUUUGAACUAUAUAACCCUCUUUUGUUGCCAUCUCUAUCAUAUAUUUUGUUCUUAUAUCAUAACAUGAGGAAGUUUUGUUAACCAAAGGUUUGUUUUUUUAUUACAUAACAUCUUAAGAUAUGAUUUUCUUUAGAGCAUUGUUUAUUAAAUUAUGGAAAAUAUCUACAAAUUUGUAAUGGUAAAGCUAUCAAAAAUACAAUAUUCAUAAAAUCUCAGACAAAAUGUUCAAAUUUGAAAUGUUAUUAUGUUAAAUAAUAUUAUGGUAUAAUGCAUAUUUAGGAUAGUUUACUAAAGGUGGAAAAUACGCUGUAGAUGUUCUAAGCCAUGUAAACAAAUUGUUGAUCGCCAUCUCCCUACUUCAGCAAGAGGUGACUUAUUACAUAUUUAUAUUUUAAACCCUUUGACAAUUGCUUAAAAAUGAAAAGGAGAGUACAUGUUCAAGGUAUCAAUAACUAUACAAGCAGUUUUGUAUAAAGGAUGAUCAACGAUUUUUACAUUGUCUAAUACUGUACUACAAAGAGAUGCAGGAUUUUAUUGCAGUGAAAGUGUAUAUCACAUAUUUCCAGACACAAUGAAUAAUUAUAGAAGAGUGUUUAUUUUCAUUUCUAAAUUGAAUUUAAUUAUAUAGUAGAGCAAAGUUUAUUAAAAUGUUCCAUUUACUCAAUAAAA